Aedes albopictus (Asian tiger mosquito) is the source of this 3876-nucleotide messenger RNA. RefSeq lists its product as uncharacterized. The coding region runs from base 1 to 3876 and encodes 1291 amino acids. The transcript has a single exon. Gene Ontology annotation, molecular function: nucleic acid binding; zinc ion binding; aspartic-type endopeptidase activity. NCBI's taxonomy places the organism in Eukaryota, Metazoa, Arthropoda, Insecta, Diptera, Culicidae. Gene Ontology annotation, biological process: proteolysis; DNA integration. The record is from RefSeq and is a predicted model, not a curated record.
AUGAGCGUCGAUCAGCGUGUCAGCAAGGUGAAGCAGUCCGGACUUUGUUUCAACUGCCUCCGGAAGGGUCACCAGAUCAGGGCUUGUCCAUCCGACAAGUCAUGCUUGAAGUGCUCCAGGAGGCAUCACUCGAUGCUGCAUUUUGAGCAGCAGUUCCAGCCUGAACCGAAGGAGCAAAAUUCCAGCGUGUUGUCCGAGCAGCCAGAGGUGGAGACGGCAGUAGCGUCUACUGCGCCUGAGGAGCCUGUUUCAACAGCGUGUUCCGGUAUCGAUCGGCGAGCAAAACAUGUGUUUCUGAUGACGGCGUUGGUGAACGUUGCCUCGAAGAGUGGAAAAAGCUUCAAGUUGCGUGCACUACUCGAUUCAGGAUCCCAAGUCAACCUUGUAUCCGAAGCGGCCGUGAAAUUGCUUGGACUUCCGAGAUACCCGGCCAACGUUCCGGUUGUAGGAGUGGGUGGUGCCAGAUCCCAAAUUCGGCAUCACGUAAUCCUGAAGCUGUCUUCCGACUACACCAAUUUCGAAAGUGACUUGGACUGUUUGGUUACCGCGAGGGUGACUGGUAGGAUCCCAUCCGUUCCGGUUAACAUCUCAGACUGGAAAUUCCCAGCCGAAAUAGUGCUUGCCGAUCCAAGUUUCAACCAACCGAGAGAUGUGGAUCUAUUGAUCGGUGCCGAGCACUUUUUCGAAAUCUUGAAGCAAGCUCAGAUGAAACUUUCCGCAGAACUACCUGCCUUGCAUGAGACCCAAUUUGGGUGGGUUGUCGCCGGUGCCAUGGAGGAUUCUGGAGAUGAAGUCGUUAACGUGUUGUGUGCCACUAAUGAGGAUCCAUUGCUGAAAAGCAUCCAAAGAUUUUUUGAACAAGAAGAGCUUCCAGAAGAGAAGGUGCAAACGAGUGAAGAGGAAGCGAUCGAAGAGCACUUCAGCAAGACAUACCGUCGAGAAGAGGAUGGCCGAUUCGUAGUUCAAUUACCGUUCCGCGAGUCCAUCAAUCAACUGGGAGACUCCCGUUCGUUAGCAAUGAAGAGAUUUCUAGCAAGCGAGAGACGUCUAGCCAACCAACCCGAGAUGAAGGGGAUGUACCAGGCGUUCAUAAGAGAGUACGAAGGUCUUGGACAUUGCCACGAGAUCCGUGAGGUAGACGAUCCGCCCAACCAACAGAAUUACUAUUUCCCACACCAUGCUGUGCUCAAGCCCUCGAGUACCAGCACAAAACUACGUGUUGUGUUCGACGGCAAGGCGAAGGCUAACGGAUUAUCCCUCAAUGAAGUUUUGAUGGUCGGACCCAAAAUCCAGAGUGACCUCUUUUCUAUCCUGCUGCGCUUCCGAAAGCACAUCUAUGCGUUUUCGGCUGACGUUGAGAAAAUGUAUAGACAGGUGAAAAUCGAUUCAAGCCAGACGCACUACCAGAGGAUCUUCUGGCGUGACAAUCCAAUGGAACCGGUGCGAGUGAUGGAGUUGUCAACGGUUACCUACGGGACUUCCCCUGCGUCAUUUCUAGCUGUGAGGUCCGUGGUUCAACUAGCAAGAGAUGAGCGCGUUCAGUUUCCUGAAGCUGCAGAGGCCAUAUUAGAAGACUGUUACAUGGACGAUAUACUGAGCGGUGCUUCAACGCUAGCAUCUGCAACACAACUGCGAAGCGACAUUGAAGAGGUUAUGCUGAAGGGAAAGUUUACUGUUCGAAAGUGGUGCUCAAAUGAUGAAGGCGUACUAGAAGGUGUUCCAGAACAAGACCGGGAGAAGCUUGUCUGCAUAGAAGAUACCGAUGCCAACGAAACGAUUCGAGCCUUGGGAGUUUUGUGGAAUCCGAGAAGUGAUCAAUUUCUCUUCUGGAGGAAUCCGGAAGUGUUACCCGAUGAGAAGGUGACAAAAAGGAGUGUCCUGUCCCAGAUAGCCAAAUUAUUCGAUCCGCUUGGUCUGAUAUCUCCUGUGAUCGUGUUGGCUAAAUCAAUCAUGCAACAACUGUGGGCCGAUGGUUUGGAUUGGGACGAAACCCUUGAAAACGAAUUGUUGAGUAGGUGGGUGAUCUUCCAUCAGUCACUGGUGCAGCUAAGUGAAAUACAGGUACCAAGAUGUAUCGUAACUCCUGGAGUGCGUCGUAUAGAGAUACAUGGCUUCUCUGAUGCAUCGUGUAUCGCCUACGGUGCAUGUCUGUAUUUGCGUUGUGUCCAAGAGAAUGGAGAAGUGUCUGUCAGACUGAUUUGUAGUAAGUCUCGGAUCGCUCCGUUACGUCGUCUUACCAUUCCCCGACUAGAGUUAUGUGCCGCCGUGAUACUUGCACGAUUGGUUAACGUAGUACUCCCUAUCCUGAAAAUCGAAGUUCAUGACGUCAAGCUGUGGUCGGAUAGUCAGAUUGUGCUGGCAUGGAUAAAGAAGAGCCCAGACCAACUUCAAGUCUACGUUAAAAACCGAGUCAUGGAGAUCAACAAAUUGACCAGUGCCUAUGAGUGGAAAUACGUCAGAUCUGAAGCCAAUCCAGCGGAUCUGGUAUCUAGAGGAUGCUAUCCAGGAGCAUUGAGCCGCUCCGACAUGUGGUGGGUAGGCCCAUCGUUUCUGCAAGUUGCUGACUACGAAAUUCCGGAGGCUCCGAUGAUCAAGGACGAGGAGUUGCCAGAAAUGAGAGAAGUACAAGUGUGUAAUCUGGCUAACGAAGUAGAGGACGAGCCAGUGUUCGAGCGGUGUGGUACCUUUUCCAAGCUACAACGUGUGCUAGCGCAAGUUGUGAGAUUCACUCGACUGGUGCGUAUGAAAGGAGAGGAACGCAGAAACUGCCGUUUCGUAUCAAUACAGGAUAUGCGGAAGGCGACAAAGUAUAUAGUGAGAGUACUGCAGAAAGGCAAGCUAGGCGAAGAGAUUGAGUGCGUUCAACGAAUGGAAAUGCCGAAGCGACUUGCGAACCUCCAUCCAUUUUUGGAUGAAGAAGGAUUCUUGCGCGUCGGCGGACGUCUACAGAAUUCCAUGCUGCCAUUCGACGCCAAACACCAAUUGCUUCUUCCACGUAAUCAUCGAGUGACUGAGAUGUUGAUUCGUCAAUAUCACGAGGACAGACUUCAUGAGGGACCGUCUGGUCUGUUGGCAGCAAUAAGGCAGAAAUAUUGGUUGGUCAAUGCUCGAUCAGCCAUUCGAAAGGUGACACGCAGCUGUGUAAAGUGCUUCCGCACUAAACCAAGAGAGGUUCAACCUGAAAUGGGGAAUCUACCAGAGGAGCGAGUGAAUUUGGCAGCAGCUUUCGAACUCACCGGUGUAGAUUACGCCGGUCCCGUGACAGUGAAGGAAGGUCGAUAUAAGCCAAAACACAUUAAGGCAUACAUCGCCCUUUUUGUGUGCCUUACGACGAAAUCGAUUCAUCUAGAGUUAGUUUCGGAUUUGACCACCGAAGCUUUUCUCGCGGCUUUGGAUAGAUUUGUCAACCGACGUGGGAUGGUGCGCAAAAUGAUGUCGGACAACGCGACGAAUUUUGUUGGCGCAUCUAGAGAACUCCACCAGUUGCACAUGAUGUUCCGUAAUCAGACCGAGUCAGCAAAGAUUAAUGAUUUCCUGCUCAAACGGGAGAUAGAGUGGGAAUUCAUCCCGCCAAGGUCCCCAAACUUUGGGGGUCUAUGGGAAGCAGGUGUCAAGGUAGUUAAGUCCCACCUGCAUCGAACCUUGGGUAACGCGAUUCUGAACUUCGAAGAGUUUGGAACCGUUUUGACCAGCAUCGAAGCUAUAGUGAAUUCCCGACCAUUGUAUGCGCUGUCUGACGAUCCCAAUGAACCUCUUCCGAUUACACCUGCUCAUCUGAUGCUCGGAAGACCAUUGGAACCAGUGGUGAAGCCAUCGUACACCGUGAAUUCCGUUGAAUCGCUUGUCCCGCUUCCAGUACAUGAAUCAUUUGCGUGA